UUCUUUUUCUCUCGCCUUCCUCCAUGCGUUGCUUAGGCGGCGGCGGCGGCGGCGGCGGCAGAUCCAGAAGAGCAGGGCACCCGCCGCCACCGGCUUCCUCAUCUGCUCCAGUCCCAGCACCUUCAGGCUCCGGUGAGGAGAAUGAAGAAUGUGACGGGUUCGAUAGGAUCAAUGGAGAGAACAGGCAGCGGCGUAGAGAUCUCAGCCGGCUCUCGGAGUGCUGUCUCCCGACGACAUCAGCAGCAGCGUCUUCAGCCGCCUCACCCACCAUCAACCUCAGCGGAGAGUACAUGCUCGCCGUCAACACGAGUUCCUAUAAGGAGAUAUGGUACAAGAUCCAUCGCCACCGUUCCGAGGGGGGAGAAGGGGAUUCGGAGGAGGUAGAGGCUAGUGACUCGGCGGAGACGCCCUCGUCGGCCGGCUUGAUCUCGCGCGUCCUCGAUCCAGACCGAGCCUCCGUCGAGGAAACACUUCGUGGCGUGACACCCGAUCACCUCACCCGACUCGUUGAUGACUACUUCCAGAGCAGCGAGCAUUCGUCUCGCUACUGCAUCUCCCUCCGCCGAGCUGUCGGCCGCGCUUACUCCCUCUAUGCCCCAAUCGAAGAGCUGAUCGAUCUGAUUUCCUCCGCCGAUAGCCGUCGCGCCCGCCUGACGGACGCCCAGUGCGACCGGGCCUUCGACAUUCUCCUUCAAUUCGACCGUCUUGGAAACCCUUUUCCGCCCCCUUCCGGCGAUACACGCAGCUUCCAGCUCAUGCGGGGCCGCUUCGCAGAUCUGAAGAAGCAGCUUGAACUCCGCCUCCUGAAGGCCCGCCAGAGGCGCCGGCUACUGCGCCGCUCCGCCCAAGCAUCCGGCGCCUGCUUAAUCAUCUCCACAGUCAGCCUCGCCGUCACCGGAGUGUUCCUGGCAACCCACGCAUUGGUCGUGCUCAUGGCCGGGCCCUCCUUCCUCCUCGGCGGUUGCCUCCCGACGAGGGAUUCGCCGGCGAGACCGAGACGGAGGACACGGCGCGACAUGGCCCAGUUGGACGCUGCCUCGAGGGGGGCUUACGCGCUGAACACCGACCUAGAUACGAUUGAACGCCUGGUGGCGAGACUGCACGCGAACGUGGAGAGUGACCGCGAGCUGGUGCGGCUGGGGCUGGAGAGUGGUGGGAGGGAUCAGCAGCAACAUCUAAUCGUGGAGGUAGCACGUCAGCUCCGCAGAAACCUUUACACCUUCCUCCGCCAACUCGAGGACCUGGAAGAGCACAUUUGCCUCUUCUUAGCGGCUGUUAACCGUGCCAGGUCGCUCCUUCUCAGGCAGAUCCAGCAACGGCGACCGCCUCCUUAAACUAAUCUCUGCAGCAUUCCUUUUUCUUGAUUUUGAGCAAAUUCGCAGGAUCUGAGGUGAGCUCAUUGAACCCUUUUUUUUUUAAUUAAAUCAGUGGAACGAACUCCAUUGUCCAUCGAACACAAUCGACUAAUGGAAAUAGAUUGAAACAAUGCAGCAGUCAUGUUGCUGAUUCUGCCAUGGCUCCUUUUGUGCCUGGCUAGCUUCGACUGUGAUGUUAUCUCUUUUCUUAUGUUUGUUUGCAGAUGUAGAACUUUGAAUGCCUGCUUCUAUAUGCAUUGGUAGUCUUGUAAGUCCAGAAAUGGGA
This is a messenger RNA of Zingiber officinale, 1641 nucleotides long. Its product is annotated as UPF0496 protein At3g19330-like. The transcript has 2 exons. NCBI's taxonomy places the organism in Eukaryota, Viridiplantae, Streptophyta, Magnoliopsida, Zingiberales, Zingiberaceae. The record is from RefSeq and is a predicted model, not a curated record. Bases 24 to 1334 code for a protein of 436 amino acids.